AUGCCGAGCAAGCGCACCAAGAGCUCCACCACGCCCGCAGCAUCCAAGAAGCGAAAGACGGCGCUUGUCCAAGGCACAGAUCUUGGGGCAGAGAUGAAGUUCAAGUGCUUUCAAGACCUCCUCGGCGCCCUCUCGCCGGCCGAGCACGAUGACCUCCUCGCCGACUGCAAGACGUGCUUUACGUGCCGCGAGGUCGAAGACGGCGAGAACUACAGCCUUGGCUCGACCUUCUUUGUGCGUGCGAGCGACGCGCCAAGCUGCGGCAUGGAGGCGCUCGCACUCAAGAUUUUUGCGCUGCACACGGACGGCCUCAGCUUUGACCCGGCCACGUCGGGCGCCGAGUGGUGGACGCAGCACAUUGACCACCGCGACAACAUUGGCUUCCACUGGGACCGCGACUACGGCAUGGAGGAAGACAACGAGGAGCAUGUCCACCCGCUCGUCGGCACCGUCACGUACCUCUGUGUGAACGCGGGUCCGACCGUCAUCCUCGACAAGCGCGGGACCUUUGCCUACGGCACGUCGAUCGAAGGGCCGCUUACCAAGUGCAUUGUGAGCCGGCCGAUCGCGGGCAAGCACAUCACAUUUGACGGCGAGCUCCUCCACGGCGCGCCGUCAUCGCUGGCGUUUCCUGAAGUCGACGAAGACGCCGAGGGGCUGCGUGUGACGUUCCUUGUCAACAUUUGGGUCAACCACGUCCCGAUCCAGUCGGAGCGGAUUGAUGCAACUGUCGCGGCAGGCUUGAAGCUCACGUCGGCUGCUGUUGCGCCGGCGCUUCUCCAAGUCUACAGCGCCACGGAGCCGACAAAUCUCCAUCGAUGGGGCAUCAACAGCGGCGAAGAAGACUACAUCAUUCAAGUCACGCUGCCAACGACGCUCCGUGGCGCCGUCGCCGGCUCGUCGGUCGACUGCUUGCUCCUCAAGGACUCGUGCAUUGUCGCGGGCGAGCUCUCCGAGUCGGAAGACGAGGAGGAUGAUGAUGACGAGGAGGACGACGACGAGUAG
Molecule: messenger RNA, 1005 nt
Organism: Saprolegnia parasitica CBS 223.65
Lineage: Eukaryota; Oomycota; Saprolegniomycetes; Saprolegniales; Saprolegniaceae
Exons: 2
Coding region: 1-1005 (334 amino acids)
Source: RefSeq, a predicted model, not a curated record